This is a messenger RNA of Dovyalis caffra, 1566 nucleotides long. NCBI's taxonomy places the organism in Eukaryota, Viridiplantae, Streptophyta, Magnoliopsida, Malpighiales, Salicaceae. The record is from the annotation of a GenBank genome assembly.
AUGUUAAAGUUAUUGAACAAUCUUGACCCUUUAGUACCAUCUUCUCCAUACCCUUGCGUGACCAGUCAGCCACAGCAGCAAAAUUCUCUCUCUUAUGGUCACACAAGAUCACGGCUUGGUUUUGUUUCCAAUGGUGAAAGAACUGAUAAGAAAGAUCGAGACGUUGGAUCUGUGAAUGCUCGGGAGCUAAAAUCUGAGGUGGGUUUUGGUUCAAAUGAAGUAAAAGAGGAGUCUUUGAAAGGUGUGGUUGAUUUUCAGGGUGGAAAAUCUGAUGGAGUUGAAGAGGAGAGUGAGUUUUGGAGACAACCUGAUGGGUUGAGUUAUAAGCCUUGCUUAAAGUUUAGUGGUGAGUACAGGAGAGGGAGUGAGAUGAUUGUUGAGGAUAGGAGAAGGUAUUUACUAGUUGUGGUUUCCGGUGGAAUGAAUCAGCAGAGGAAUCAGAUAGUGGAUGCUGUGGUGAUUGCAAGGAUUCUUGGUGCUGCUUUGGUUGUUCCCAUUCUGCAAGUCAAUGUCAUUUGGGGGGAUGAAAGUGAAUUUUCUGAUAUAUUUGAUUUGGAGCACUUCAAGAGAGCUCUAGCAAAUGAUGUGAGAAUAGUUUCGUCAUUGCCAUCAACUCAUAUAACUACAAGACCAGUGGUUGAGAGCCGAACUCCACUCCAUGUCUCCCCUCAGUGGAUCCGUGCACGCUAUCUCAAAAGGCUUAACAGGGAAGGUGUUUUGCUUUUACGUGGUUUGGAUUCAAGGCUCUCUAAAGAUCUUCCUUCUGAUCUUCAGAAACUUAGAUGCAAGGUGGCAUUUCAUGCAUUGAGGUUUGCACCACCAGUUUUGGAGCUUGGUAACAAGCUUGCAGAGAGGAUGCGGAGCAAAGGACCCUAUCUUGCUCUCCAUCUGCGGAUGGAGUUGGAUGUAUGGGUGAGGACUGGAUGCCAUCCUGGUUUGAGCCGUGAAUAUGAUGAGAUGAUCAAUAAUGAGAGGAAACAACGGCCUGAACUCCUUACUGCAAGGUCAAACAUGACUUAUCAUGAAAGAAAGCUUGCUGGUCUCUGCCCCUUGAAUGCCUUAGAGGUUGCAAGGCUUCUUAAAGCUCUUGGAGCUCCAAAAAGUGCUAGAAUAUACUGGGCAGGAGGGCAACCACUUGGUGGGAAAGAAGCUUUGCUGCCACUAACCAGAGAAUUUCCUCAUUUCUACAACAAGGAAGAUCUUGCCUUACCUGGUGAACUUAAACCAUUUGCAAACAAAGCUUCCUUAAUGGCUGCCAUUGAUUAUAUAGUUUCAGAGAACAGUGAUGUGUUUAUGCCAUCUCAUGGUGGAAACAUGGGUCAUGCAAUCCAGGGACACAGGGCAUAUGCAGGACACAAGAAGUAUAUAACCCCAAACAAAAGACACAUGCUCCCUUAUUUUCUAAAUUCUUCUCUCCCUGAAGCAGAGUUCAGCAGAGUCAUAAGAGAGUUGCACCGUGACUCCUUAGGGCAACCGGAACUCAGGACUAGCAAAGCUGGAAGAGAUGUUACGAAGUAUCCAGUUCCUGAGUGUAUGUGUAGAGACUCGCAUGCUCACUCGUUGUGA